Messenger RNA from Peromyscus eremicus (cactus mouse), 1287 nucleotides. Its product is annotated as putative monooxygenase p33MONOX. The record is from RefSeq and is a predicted model, not a curated record. NCBI's taxonomy places the organism in Eukaryota, Metazoa, Chordata, Mammalia, Rodentia, Cricetidae. Gene Ontology annotation, cellular component: cytoplasm.
AAUGGCUUCAAGACAACCAGAAGUGCCUGCUCUUGCGCCCAGUGGGCCUCUAGGCAAGAUGUCCCUGCCCAUUGGGAUGUGCAGCUUGGCAUUCAGCUAUGAUGAUGCCCUAGAGGACCCUGCGCCCAUGACUCCUCCUCUAUCGGACAUGGGAAGCAUCCCCUGGCAGCCAGUGAUUCCAGAGUGCAAGUAUCAGCAUCUUGACAAGACAGAGGAAGGAGUGGCCAGUGUCUCUUCCCUUGCUGUGAUUCCAUCAACAGCCACUGACAAUUCAGACAAGGCUCCUGGGAUGAAGGAUAAAGCUACCCAUGUCAUCAUGAAUUCCCUGAUCACAAAACAGACUCAGGAGAGCAUCCAGCGUUUUGAGCAACAAGCAGGACUGAGAGAUGGACCCCACAAGGGCCUCACCACUGAGGAGACCAAGUACCUCCUAUUGGCAGAAGCACUCCAUAAACUAAAGCUGCAGAGUGGAGAGACAACAAAAGAAGAGAAGCAUCCUGCAUCAGCCCAGUCCACCCUGAACAGCACCCCUUACUCCUCCCCCAAGCAGAAGUCCAGAGCCUGGUUCCCCUCUGGCUCCUCCACAGCCUUACUUGGCCUGAAUCCUCACACCAUGGAUCCUGGGAGUGGGAAUGACAAGAACUCAGCAGAAAAGUGGAGUCUCUUUGGACCGAGGCCACUACAGAGGUCUGACUCUGGUUUUGCCAUCCAGGCUUACAAAGGUGCCCCGAAACUCUCUCCUAUGGAGCUAACGCAUGCCCAAGCCACACGAGUAGGUGAAGAUCCAGCAACCUUCAAGCCGCCUAAGAUGGAUAUCCCAGUGGUAGAAGUGAAGAAACCACCACCUCGAACCCAUAAUCUCAAUCCCCGUGACCUGAAUGUGCUCACACCCACUGGCAUCUAAAAUGCUUUCUGUCCAGAGUCUGCAACUUUCCCUGGGCUCUGACACAGGAGUGACGUAGUUAACUGGAGGCUGGAGUGACAUUGUGCACAUUGUCCUUGUGUGAGAGAAACCAUUUUGCACUGCUUUCAGGUUGAUGGAAAAUGUCAGUGGUGCUGAGUGGGGACCUCACUUUUUUUUUUAAUCAUUUAUCCUAGAGGAGGAUUUGACCCUUGCUUUCUUAGGUAAAUAAUGCUGGUGUGCUUCCAAAACUAUCAACUUGAGCAGUUACAAAUCAAGAUAGAAGUGCCCACCAACUCAUUUGGACAGCCAUGGCUUCCUGAGAUGCUUUAGCCUUGUGAGUGGGCCUGGACUUGUCUGAGAGCUGGGUACAGCUCAUGACCACA